CAAACCCAAACGUAACGAAGAAGAAGAGAAAGCUAGAGAGAAAAUUACUAAACUAACCCUAUCUCUCUUCGUUCUCUUCUUCUCCAGCCAGAAUGUCUCCAUUACCGGCACCGAUAACAAAAACCACCACCGACAACGACGAAGACAUGCAGGAAACUGCAUUCCGGAAGAGAGGAUGCAUCUGUUUUCCAAUUCCAUGUUUCUCAUCAGAAACAUCAUCACCGUCAUGGUGGGAACGGAUUCAGAUACAAUCACCGGAGAAGAAUCAUCAUCAUCAAUGGUGGUUUCGUGGAUGGAUGAAGGUACGUGAAUUGUCAGAGAUUGUUGCAGGUCCGAAAUGGAAAACGUUCAUUCGUCGAUUCGGUAAGAAUCGGAAUAGUUAUGUUAAACAAGGUACGUUGAAUUAUGAUCCGUCGAGUUAUGCUUUGAAUUUCGACGACGGCGCUACCAGAGAAGAUGGUAAUUUUUACGGUUAUGGUGGUUUUUCGGCGAGAUAUGCAGCGGUUCCGGUGACGGAGAAAUCGUCGAUGGAUUUAAAGAAAGAAGCGCCGGUGAUCACGUGAGUUUCACGGAGAUAUGCUUUGUUUUCGUCGCAUUAUUAGUUAUUGAAAUUAGUUUAUUUUUUUGUUGAGUAUUUUUUAUUGUUUUUGUAAUUUGAUGCACAUUGCAUUGAGAAAAAAAUUAAUGGGAGAAAUUAGAAUAAUCUUUGGGAGUUUGUAAAAUCUUAUUGAAGUAUUUCGUGUAGUUAGGAAUUAGGUCGAUAGCACGAAGAAGGUGGCAAAUGAAUAUGUAAAUAAAAAAAUGAUUUGAUUCAUAUAUA
Messenger RNA from Medicago truncatula (barrel medic), 820 nucleotides. RefSeq lists its product as uncharacterized. Lineage: Eukaryota; Viridiplantae; Streptophyta; Magnoliopsida; Fabales; Fabaceae. Bases 93 to 563 code for a protein of 156 amino acids. The record is from RefSeq and is a predicted model, not a curated record. The transcript has a single exon.